AUGAAACUGGUCCAAAUCUCCCUCCUGACCCUAACCCUCCUCCUCCCAGCCCUUACAGCUGGCCACCCAACCGCACGUCCUCCCGAAGAACACGAAUCCCAGCCCCACAAGCACCACUGGAGCUUCGAUCUAUUCCACAACAAGCACUGCAGCGGCACGACAAUCAGCCACGAGGGCCAAGGAUCUACAGGCUGUCGACCGAACAUCGAAAACGACGGCGCGCAAGCAUUCACCAACCUCAACAUCGAUCCAGGCUGCAAGGUGAAGUUUUUCCGCGAUAAGAGGUGUUCUCGACACGCGAUGAUUGAAGAGGUGAAAGCCGGUUCUCAUACGACGUGCAAGGCCAUCUCGCGAAAGAAGAUGGCUCAUAGUUUUGAGGUUUCUUGUCGAUGA
Molecule: messenger RNA, 393 nt
Organism: Penicillium coprophilum
Lineage: Eukaryota; Fungi; Ascomycota; Eurotiomycetes; Eurotiales; Aspergillaceae
Exons: 1
Coding region: 1-393 (130 amino acids)
Source: RefSeq, a predicted model, not a curated record